AUGGCCGGAGACGCGGACAAGGCUGCCAAGCUGGAAGCCUUCCUCGCAUCCAAUGUGGAAGAGGGGGGGCGGACGGUGUCGGCCAAGGGCCUGGCUCAUGAGAUGGGAGUGCCGUUGGCGGAUGCACGGGCUGCGCUGGAGGGGUAUGCCACCGGGAAGGCUCGCGACAAGCUGGCGGUGACCUGGUGCGUGUGCGGGACGACGGGAGACGGAAAGCACACUGUGGCGCUGGCGACGGGGUCGCGGGCGGAGGCGGUGGCGGCAAGCCUGGCCAAGGUCACCUCGCGGACGGUGUACGCGGUGGCGCUGGUGGCCGAUGCGCCCGACGGAGUGCCGGUCGACGCGCUCGCGUCGGCGAACACUGCGGCGCACAAGGCACUCUAUCGCAGCUUUGAUGAGCCUGGCAACGUGCUCCGCGAGUCGCGCAUGGGUGGCAUUGUAGCCAAGGGCGUGGUUGUCCGCUCUGCCAAGGCGCGAGAGGCUCGCAUUGAUGCUCCGGCGUUCGAGGCCGAGCCGAGGCGUACAGCAUCGGUCAAAAAGGUCAAGGAGGUGAGCAAGAAGUCGCUGGCGUCGUUCUUUGGGGCAGCCGGAUCGGAGCCCAAGGCGAGCAAGGGCAAGGCGAGCAAGGGCAAGGCUAAGCCCGAUGCCGAGACCAAGCCCGAGCCUGCAAGUGGAUCCAAGCGCCGGCGCCUCAUCGAGUCCGAGUCGGACUCGGAUUCCGAGUCUGAGCGGGAGGCGGAGGCUGGCGAGCCCGUGGCUGCCAAGACUGGACACAAGGAGACAACACCGCGCAAGCUCGCCAAGAAUUUGGCUGGCCGCAAGGCGUCGCCGGCCAACUCGCCGAUCAAGACGGCAUCGCCGGUGAAGCGUGCCAAGUCGAAGAAGGCAGCAGCCGCCGCCGCUGCCACCGCUACCGCCGCCGAGCCUGUGGCCAUGGACGUGGUGGAGACAAAGAUGGAGACGGAGACGGAGACCAAGGCCGAGGCCAAGGCCAAGGCCAAGGCCAAAACGUCGGUCAAAGUCGCGAUUAGUGCGGUGGAAGGCGAGGCCAGCGGCAAGGCCGACGACAAGCCGGCCGGGAAGGCCAAGACCAAGAAGAGCGGCAAGGUGUCGAUCAACCCCAACAUGGAUUUGGCGCAGAUGUACUUUGCCGCCAAGACUGAGACGUCGACUGGCGAUGAUGGCGGCAAGACUCAGGGUCUCGAGCCGAGCAAGGCCAGCAAGCCGAACACGCGGCGGGUCCGCAAGACGCGGAUGGUCUCCAAGACCUUUACUACCGAAGAGGGCUAUCUGCUCACCGAAGACGUGGAGGAAGAGUACUGGGAGGAGGAGGAGAUCCCAGCGAGCGAGGCUGCGCCAGGGCCGGCGGCGGCGGUGUUUGGUGGCAAGAGCAAGGCGACGGGCAACAAGGGCAAGGCGAGGAGCGGCAAGCAGGCAUCGCUGACAUCGUUCUUUGGCGCUAGCUAGUGGGUGGGGCGGGGAAUGAAGAGCGGGUUGCGGGGCCAA
This is a messenger RNA of Thecamonas trahens ATCC 50062, 1506 nucleotides long. RefSeq lists its product as uncharacterized. Gene Ontology annotation, biological process: DNA synthesis involved in UV-damage excision repair; DNA strand elongation involved in DNA replication; DNA replication. The record is from RefSeq and is a predicted model, not a curated record. The transcript is spliced from 3 exons. Gene Ontology annotation, cellular component: nucleus; delta DNA polymerase complex. The coding region runs from base 1 to 1467 and encodes 488 amino acids. Gene Ontology annotation, molecular function: DNA-directed DNA polymerase activity. Lineage: Eukaryota; Apusomonadida; Apusomonadidae.